Mastomys coucha (southern multimammate mouse) is the source of this 3089-nucleotide messenger RNA. It is a transcript of the gene Tsen54, whose product is annotated as tRNA splicing endonuclease subunit 54. The record is from RefSeq and is a predicted model, not a curated record. The coding region runs from base 1104 to 2732 and encodes 542 amino acids. Gene Ontology annotation, biological process: tRNA-type intron splice site recognition and cleavage. Gene Ontology annotation, cellular component: tRNA-intron endonuclease complex. NCBI's taxonomy places the organism in Eukaryota, Metazoa, Chordata, Mammalia, Rodentia, Muridae. The transcript has 11 exons.
GGUGAAGCCGCUUGGGGGGUGCAAAGUGGCGGGUGAGAGGCGAGGUGGAUGUGGCUUCGUGCUGCUGUGUCCUGUCUGGGGGUCCCGAGAGAGCUGGGCUCUGGUCUAGACCAAAGGAUGGGGUGUGAGAGAUGUAAAUAGGAUGUCUUGGCAGUUGAACCUGAGCACCCCCGCUAGGGGCGGGGACCAUUUCCUCUUCUCCCCAUCCUUUCCCGGGUUGCCCCCAGCGACCUUCGUCCUCGCUCAGAGUCCCACAGCUGCUGGCUGGAGCAACGGUGCCACCUAGUGGCGAGCGUCAGAGCGACCCGGGAUGUCACGGCGGGGACCCCAGCCUCCAGGAGGUGCUUCUGGAGGGAGGCUGGGGUGGCGAUUCAGCACCAGCGACAGCCGGACAGCGCCGCCACCCCUGGCCUUUGAACCCUGCUUCCAAGCCCCUAAGAAAGGAUUUCUUUUUCUGGCCCACCGUAAAGAAACUCCGAAAGUCUCUGGACCACGCCUAACAUUCCCAUACGGCCUCCAGUUUGCAAAGCCGGGAUCUGAGGGCUCACUGCUGCUCUCUCUCUACGCAUCUCUUUCCUGUUCGUGGUAGGACGCAAAGGCAUUCAGGGCUGCAGAGGUGAGAGUGACGUCUCUGAUUAUUCACGCUACAUCCAGACACCAGGUAAAGUUUUGCUAAAGAGGAGAGGAGCCAGGUAGUGCUGGCGCACACCUUUAAUCCCAGCACUUGGGAGGCAGAGACCGGAGGAUUUCUGAGUUCGAGGCCAGCCUGGUCUACAGAGUGAGUUCCAGGACAGCCUGGGCUACACAGGGAAAACCAAGUCUUGCAAAACAAACAAACAAACAAACAAAUAAACAAGAAACAAAAGAGGAGCCCCCAGAAGCGCUGGAAACAGAAUAGGUGAGUUUUUUGCACAUCUAGAAACCUGCACAUCGACCCGUGUGCAGACAGGGGUUAGGACACACACGGGACGGGCAGGAAGGCGCGUGGCUCCGGAGCGGAUUGACGAUCAGGAGCGGCGCGCGGCCCGACGGCGCUAGGACCGCACGGAAGGCCGGGGUGGGCGGGGCUUCGCGGUGCGCGCGCAGCCGCAGACGGCGGCCAGAUGGAGCCCGAACCCGAACCCGCGUCCGUGGAGGUCCCCGCGGGGCGUGUGCUCAGCGCCUCGGAGCUCCGCGCCGCGCGCUCGCGGUCCCAGAAGCUGCCCCAGCGGUCGCAUGGCCCCAAGGACUUCCUCCCGGACGGCUCGGAGGCCCAGGCGGAGCGGCUGCGCCUGUGUCGCCAGGAGUUGUGGCAGCUGCUGGCGGAGGAGCGCGUGGAGCGCCUGGGCAGCUUGGUGGCCGCGGAGUGGAGACCAGAAGAGGGCUUUGUGGAGUUGACGUCUCCUGCGGGGAAAUUCUGGCAGACCAUGGGCUACUCGGAGGAAGGACGGCAGCGGCUUCACCCCGAAGAGGCCUUGUAUCUGCUGGAGUGUGGUUCGAUUCAGCUCUUCUAUCAAGACCUACCACUGUCUAUCCAAGAGGCCUACCAGCUGCUGCUGACCGAGGACACCUUGAGUUUCCUGCAGUAUCAGGUCUUUAGCCACCUGAAGAGACUGGGCUAUGUGGUUCGUCGGUUCCAGCUAAGCGGCAGCCUGAGAGAAUGGACCCGUUGCCCGCCUCCUAUUCUUACCCACAGCUCUGUCGUGUCACCGUAUGAGCGGCAGCUUAACUUGGAUGGCUAUGCCCAGUGCCUGGAGGACGGGUCUGGUAAGAGGAAGAGGAGUCCCAGCUGUCGGUCUGUUCAUAAGAAGCCCAAGGCCCUGCAGAACUCCCCGCCACCCAUCAGCCUGGCAGCCUCCAGCCCACCUGCCUGUGACCAGAGUAGCCAAUACCCAGAGGAGAAGCCUCAGGACUCAAGCCCCGGGCAGGGCUCAGAGCUCCCCUUGCAGUUUCUGGGGUCCUCAGAGCCUUGCUCUGAUCUGGCCAGGGAACAUGUGGGGUGUGGCCAGGAGAGUGACAAAAUAGAGAAUGGAGCCGAGGGGACCCCUAAGCUACGCUGGAACUUUGAGCAGAUCUCAUUCCCCAAUAUGGCCUCAGAUAGUCGCCACACCCUCCUGCCUGCUCCAGCUCCAGAGCUGCUCCCGGCCAAUGUCAUUGGGCGGGGGACAGAUGCUGAGUCCUGGUGCCAAAAGCUGAACCAGCGGAGGGAGAAGCUCUCCCGGCGAGACCGGGAAAGGCAAGCAGAGUUCCAGCAGUUCCGGGAGGAUGUUAACGCAGAUCCCGAGGUGCAGGGCUGCUCCAGCUGGCGGGAGUACAAGGACCUGCUGCAGAGGCGACAGAUGCAGGAGAGCCAGCCCCGGCCUCCACACCUGUGGGGCCAGUCUGUUACCCCCUUGCUCAACCCUGAUAAACCUCAUUCUCCAGCCGAGGUCCUGCAACGCAUCUCUGUACUGCAGACAACACACCUUGCUGAUGGAGGUUACCGGCUGCUAGAGAAGUCCGGAGGCUUGGAGAUCAGCUUCGAUGUUUACCAGGCUGACGCUGUGGCUACGUUCCGAAAAAACAACCCCGGCAAACCCUAUGUGCGAAUGUGCAUUAGUGGGUUCGAUGAACCUGUCCCAGACCUCUGCAGCCUCAAGCGCUUGACCUACCAGAGCGGGGACGUUCCCCUGAUCUUUGCUGUAGUGGAUCACGGUGACAUCUCCUUCUACAGCUUCAGAGACUUCACACUGCCCAGGGACCUGGGGCACUGAAUACAGCUCUGAGGAUGACUUUCUCUGGGGGACCUGGACUGCUCUCAGGGACUGUGUCAGCUGUCUCUCAUACAGAACUCACCUGGAACUGUCCAGGCCAUUGGGGUCUAUGGUCCUGGGUGUCUUUUGUUUGUAGGGAAGCGCACGCCCUCUUGCCUGGCUAUUGUGCUUUCAAGCCCACUGCCUGGAAGUGCUGCCUGGCGGUGACCUGCCCUUGGAACUCAGGACUUGUUUUCAGAGGCCCAGGAGUUGGGUUAGAAGAGAGGACUCUGUGCCUUUAUUCAAGGGGGUGCCUGCUUCGUGCCAUAAAGCCAAAGCCAUUAAAAAAAAAAAUAUUUUCUGCUGUGGUUGAAUAUA